This is a messenger RNA of Xenopus tropicalis (tropical clawed frog), 2663 nucleotides long. It is a transcript of the gene dntt, whose product is annotated as DNA nucleotidylexotransferase. The record is from RefSeq and is a predicted model, not a curated record. Lineage: Eukaryota; Metazoa; Chordata; Amphibia; Anura; Pipidae. Gene Ontology annotation, cellular component: nucleus. Gene Ontology annotation, molecular function: DNA polymerase activity; DNA-directed DNA polymerase activity; DNA binding. Bases 27 to 1550 code for a protein of 507 amino acids. Gene Ontology annotation, biological process: DNA repair; DNA biosynthetic process. The transcript is spliced from 11 exons.
GAUUAGAUCUGCACCAGGGCAGCACUAUGAAUCCCAUGAGCCAAUCUGCCUUGGUGCCAUUAAGAAAAAAGGCAAAAAUGGUGCAUAUUUCCCAGUCGUUCUGCCAACAUCACAUCAAAUUUAAAGAAAUUGUCUUGUUUCUCGUGGAGAGGAAAAUGGGGUCAAGCAGGAGAGCUUUCCUAAUGGACCUAGCACGGAAAAGAGGUUUCCAAACCGAAAUUGAAUUAAGUGAUUCCGUCACUCAUAUUGUAGCUGAGAACAAUUCUGGUCCUGAAGUCUUGAAGUGGCUGCAAUCUAAAAACCUGGGCUUCACAGACAAAACUCACAUAUUGGAUAUCUCUUGGUUCACGGAAUGUAUGGAGGCGAAGCACCCUGUUGAAAUACAAAACAGACACUUACUUACGGUACAACAAGAUUGUUCUGCCAAUUUCAAUCCACCACUCUCUUCAUCAUGUGUCCAAGUCUCACAAUAUGCGUGCCAGAGACGUACAACCUUACAAGACACCAACAGAAUAUUCACGGAUGCUUUUGACAUUCUGGCAGAAUAUUUUGAAUUCUCUGAAAAUAAAGGACGAAAGGUUGCAUUUCUGAGGGCAUCAUCCCUUAUAAAAUCCCUUCCAUUUCCCAUAACAGCAAUGAAGGAAGUAGAAAGGUUGCCCUGGCUGGGAGAUCAGAUGAAAGCCAUAAUUGAGGAAAUUCUCGAAGAAGGAAAAUCUUACAAAGUUUUAGAACUUAUGAGUGAGGAGCGCUAUAAGUCCUUCAAGCAGUUCACCUCAGUCUUUGGCGUGGGCCUGAAAACCUCUGAUAAGUGGUACAGAAUGGGGUUUCGUACACUUGAAGACAUUAAAAAUGAAAAGGAGCUGAAAUUAACAAAAAUGCAGAAAUGCGGGUUUCUUUAUUAUGAGGAUAUCACAAGCAGUGUGUCCUGGGCAGAAGCAGAGACUACUGACCAACUUAUAAAGAGCAUUGUCUGGAAAUUUGUACCUGAUGCUGUUGUGACAUUAACUGGGGGCUUCAGAAGGGGCAAAAAAAAUGGCCAUGAUGUGGACAUUAUAAUUACUUGUCCAAGGAAAGGAAAGGAAAAAAAUAUUUUACACAAUACAAUAUCUGUACUGAAAAAUCAGGGACUGCUUCUUUUCUCUGAUAUCAUUGAAUCGACAUUUGUUGAAACCAAACUUCCCAGUAAACACGUGGAUGCCCUUGAUCAUUUUCAAAAAGCCUUUCUUAUUCUUAAACUUCCGACGCAACAAACGGCCAUUGGUGAUAUAAUCGAUCCCUGUGGAUGUGAGGGAAGAAAGUGGAAGGCUGUCCGUCUGGACUUGGUUAUUACUCCAUAUGAACAAUAUUCUUACGCUCUUCUAGGAUGGACAGGCUCCAGGCAGUUUGAGCGGGAUUUGCGGAGAUACACUACCCACGAGAGAAAGAUGAUGCUGGAUAACCACGGCCUCUAUGAUAAAAGCAAGAAAGUUUUUCUUAAAGCCAGCAAUGAAGAAGAGAUCUUUGAACACCUUGGACUGGAUUACCUUGAACCCUGGGAAAGAAACGCAUAAGAACACACUGUAGCUAUUGUUUUCCCAUUGUCUAUCUGACACAGAAGCAGGUUGUAUGAUUUACAUUACAAAGCAGCAAUCAUUUUUCAUUUUAGUCAAGCUGAAGUUUAAUGCUUUACCAUAAUGACCUGGUUACUUGGCAGCUACAUUAGAUGCAAAAUAUUCAGCUCAUUACGGCUUUGCGCAAAGCAGAACUUAUUCAUUGUAACGAACUUUAGUGACAAGUAGAAAUACAGUAGAAAUUCCUCAAGAAAAAUGGAACCUUUCUAUAGACUGGGGCUUGUUCACAUCCGCAAGUCCAGUUUGCGCUCCCUGCAAUUAUUCCACAGUUGCCAUAAAACCACUUUCCAUUAAAGGCGGCAUACUGUACAUGUUUAGAUUUUAGUCGUCUUAUGACGAACAUUUGGGUAUCGAUCUAAAAACAUUUAGGUUGAAAUUCUAGGAUUAAAAUCAAUGUUCUGACCAUUAAUAAUUGGCAGAAAACAAUCGUAAGAAAGUUAUGUCCCGGAAAUACAUUAUAGGCCCCCCAUGGAUAAUACACCUGGUAUGGAUAAUACCCAUGGUAACACAUGCACAGAUUGUCGCUGUCCAACAAAAAUUUUCCAACCUGUCCAGUCGACUUAACGAUCACCAUGAUACAAAAAUUAUCGCAACAGUAAUUCAAAACCCUCACAUUUCUGAAAAUCAUACGAUUAUGGGUGCGUGUAUGGCCAGCUUGUCAGUAGUCGAGUCAAAUUGAGCUACUUGCACUUUUUUAUAUACAUAAGUGGUAAAUACACAGGCAAUGUAUGCUCUGUCCAUACAAUGUACCUUUACUCUUUUCUCACACAGCUUAUGAUUUAAUAGUCUAAUGAUCCAAUUACCACGGUAGUAAAUCUGAUGUAUUUGUGAAAAUAAUGUCAGUAGUUUGUGCUUAUAGGGAUAUGAACACAUAGCAUGUCUGGCAUUGUAAGUGCACAGCUGAAGGCAGCAAUACUUGCUUAAAGUGAUAGGCAGUAAUCAUCUCCAUUUUUGCAAUAGUCAUGUUUAAUUUUUGAAGCACUUCUAAAUAUUGCUUGGUUGUUUUCUGUUACAAACCAUAUUCAGUUUUAAUAAAAUGGCAUAGUUUUGAAA